Schistosoma turkestanicum is the source of this 819-nucleotide messenger RNA. The record is from the annotation of a GenBank genome assembly. NCBI's taxonomy places the organism in Eukaryota, Metazoa, Platyhelminthes, Trematoda, Strigeidida, Schistosomatidae.
AUGAUAUUAACUGUUUUCGGGAUUCUAAUAAACUUCUGGAUUUGGAUUUUAUACCACAUACAAUCAUCGGAAGCAUCAUUUCUGCUUUAUCAUAGCUCAAAAUCUUCUUCAAUAGUUGAAACAAAUUCACCAUCACCUCCUAUUCUACCGGAACGUUUUUACACAGAAUUUUCAAUUUAUUAUACACCGAGAGAUGAUGAUCAAAUGCCUUUACCACCAUGGCCACAAAUCAUUCCACCACAAUUACCAUUUGCUGUUGGACGUGGUAUGACAUGGUAUGCUAAUGAUUUAAAUAUUACAAUUGAAUAUUAUGAAGAUUAUUGUGUACCAAUAUUUGAACCAGCCAGUUAUUUCCCGUGUAUUCUGUUUAAUUUCAACCAUACCGCUUACUUCAUUGCACCAAUUAAUUCAGGUUAUGGACCAUGUUGUGUAUAUCGUAAAUCAUUUGAGAUACCUAAAAGAAAUUUCAUGAAACAAUUUGCUAAAUAUUAUAAUGGUACAACUGAACGAUUGGGAUUAGGUCUGCUGAAUCAAACUAUCCAAUGGUGGAUUAUACCAGCUGAUGAUAAAAAUCAAUAUCAUGUAAAACGAAAAAAUAGAUCUUCAUCAACUAGUCAUUCAGUUUUCGGUGGUUAUGGAUGGACUGUUGAAGCAUCAAAAAACCGUAUACCAGUUUGCUUUUGGUUCGAGGGAAAUGUUGGCUGGACUCAACAACUUUUCUUCAAUUUCGUUACUGAUGGACCAAGAAUAUACGAUCUAGAAGGAUUUCAACUACCAGAAAUAUGUAAAACUGAUAUAACUUGUAUUUUUAGACCGUAA